AUGCGUGCGCUGUUUGGCGGUUUUGUCUUUGUUGUUGGUAACGAUGUGCCGCAAGAGGUGCUUUCUCUAGUCGUUGCUUGUGGGGGUCGAGUGUGCAGGGAACUCACAGCUGCCACUACGCAUGGCUUAGUUGUUGGACCUGAGUGCGGGGAUUCUAUUGAUGUUGAACAAUUACGCGGCCUGCGGAUUCCAAUACUUCGAACUCAUUGGAUACGUGCGUGUGUAGCUGCUUUACGUAUUUUGCCGAUGAAAGGGGCAGCUGCUGCGUUCGACCCUUUUCUUUUUGAUUCUUUAUUGUUUACAACUACGAUGAUGCGAUGUGACCUGAAGGAUCGUGUUGCUGCUCUUAUUAUUUUUUUGGGAGGUUCCUAUUCUCCUCAUCUUACCAUCAGCACUGAUGUAGUGCUGGUUGGAGAUGAUGCGGUGGAGUCAAUUAGUGGGAGUGAUUGCGUUGUUGACGUUUCGCUUGUUGAUAAGUCGCAUCGUGGUCCCGCGAAACCUUUGGGUGCUGCAAAUGCGGGCGUUAAGCGUGGUGUGCGUAGCUCAAAGUUAAAGCUGGCCGCAAGUCGCUCAAUUCCAUGUGUGAAUUUGGUUUGGUUACAAAAGUGUAUUUCCACUGGACAGGUGCAUCUUCCCGUGACUGGGGGGUUGUGA
Molecule: messenger RNA, 654 nt
Organism: Trypanosoma brucei brucei TREU927
Lineage: Eukaryota; Euglenozoa; Kinetoplastea; Trypanosomatida; Trypanosomatidae
Exons: 1
Coding region: 1-654 (217 amino acids)
Biological process (GO): mitotic DNA replication checkpoint signaling; mitotic G2 DNA damage checkpoint signaling; DNA replication initiation
Source: RefSeq, a predicted model, not a curated record